UUUAUUUUUCAAUAGCCUAUAUCAAUGGAUGCAAAAACACAAAAAAGAGUCGACGUUGCCAAGCGAAAGGCUAGAGCAGGUGCGGAGACAAUCUGUCAUGUACUCUUCGAUCAUUUAUUUCAUUCAAUUUUGUUAUUUCUCUAUGCCUUUUGGUUUUUUUCUUCUCUAGUUUACUAUUUUCAAAUUUAAAAUUAAUAACUUCUUUGUUUUUUGUGUUUUAUUUAUAAAGAUACUGAGUUUGUACAAAGCGAGGUCAAUAAGUUAUCGAUGUUAAUUGGCUGAAAUGAAAGUAGAACCGCCGAAGUUUACAUAAAUUUAUUUAGGAUCUUUAUAAUGAACUUAAUGCAGUUCAUAUUUAGAAUAUAAAUGUGAUUAGAAUUAGCGUUGCAGUUCAGAAUUUAUUUACAUAUUUGCAAAAUGUGUAGAUCGCAUUUUCUUAAGCUUGUUAACUCAUCACGGGCGUUUGAUCUUGUGUACUAGAACUGAAAGGAGAAAAUGGCUGGACAAAAUUAAAUUAUAUGGAGACAUUUGAUACAAGUCUUGCAAGUGUCAGAGACAAUGUUCCUCGUCUGGACUGCAAUAAGAUUUCAAAAUCAGAGUUUGUAGAGAGAUAUGAAAAACCUAGAAUUCCAGUUGUGUUGACACAUGCGAUGGAUCACUGGAAAUCAAUGAGAAAGUGGACAACAGAGGUGAUUUUUAUCAAAUAAAAUACUUCUGGAGUUUUCUUCUCUGCUGGAAAGGUGUCAAGCCCUUACUAGAACCCUUUAAUAAGCAACUAUUUACUCAAACUCAAGCAGAAAGACCUAACUUUACCUAGUGGUCAAAACUUAAAAUAACAUUUGAAUCUUACAGGUAAAAGCAUUGGGACAAAUUUGCAUGAUAACAAAAUACUUACAAAGUAUUUUGCUGACAUACCCCUGACUCAGAUGAUGACCAAUACUCAAGUUUUUUAACUUCAGUUAUUACCAAUAUCAGUCUAUUUAAGGACCUCUAUCAUGUGCUCUGAUCUGCAGUAAACCUCCCUUUUUUCCUCAGAAUAUAUCCCAACUUUCAAUUUUUAACUGUCAAAGCAAUAUAAGCUUUCCUUCCUUUCUUAAAAGAGAGAAUAGGCAUGACUUGAUCAAUAACAUUAUUAUUAUUUUCUUGCUGUCAUGUUGGUUUGUUCCGAUUAUGGACCAUUCCACUUCCCCUUUGUGUUUUGUGUUACAUGUUGGUUUUUCAUUGAUAUUUUAUUCAUAUCCUUAUCUAUAACAUACCUAUAUGUGAUUUAUAAUCAUAGAGACUAGUAAAAAAGUACAGACAUCAGAAAUUUAAAGUUGGUGAAGAUGAUGAAGGCUAUGCUGUGAAAAUGAAAAUGAAAUAUUACUCUGAGUAUAUGGCACAUCAAACAGAUGACAGUCCAUUGUAUAUAUUUGACAGUUCCUUUGGUGAGGUAAGGUGAUGCAUAUUUUUUUUAAAGCAGGCCAGUAGAUAACUGUGUGAAAGUACACUAUUGGUAGGGUUUUAUAAUUGUUUGUCUACCCAAUGCAGACACUUCUGAUGUGGUUGCAAUUUUUCAAGUGUGAACAGCUGCUUUUUGGCAGAAACUGGGGUGAACUAGUUAUGUGAUUCCGCCCUUUGUGACUGAUUGAUUUUUAUCAGCUGUGAUUGGUUUUAGAGCAUAAAAAGAUGACCCCCAUUAACUUGGAUCAUCAUAAGGGAAGGUUUUAACCCUUUAUACCCUAACAUCAGUAUGCAUAUUCUCCAUACUGUUCUCCUUACAUUUUCUGAGGUGUUGCUGAGAAGAAUUUGAAUAACAAUCAAGACUUUCUUUAGUUGGUGACCAUUUCCUUUAUUCUCAUGACCUUGAUGUGUUAUUCAGGGGUGAUGAACUUGUAAGGAGAAAUUAGAUGCUAGUCACUAUUAGGAGUCAAAGGGUUAACAACGUCACUACUUUAUGAAGACAAGCAGCAUGGUAACAAAACAAUGUGAAGUGGCUGCAUUGAGAGGCAAACAGCAGUAUUUUUUUUAUUUACCUCACCAUGAUAAUAACUACAACAUUUCAUACAAAUGUUACCAAAAUUUGCAGAUCACGUAAUUUACCAACAUGCAUACAAAUGUAUGAAGACUAAUUUUACACUAAAGGAUAGGUCCAAACAUGGUUAAACAAACAAUUUGUUUGUUUUUUUGCAGCAUGCUGAGAAGAAGAGAUUGUUGAUUGAUUAUGAGGUUCCACGGUUCUUUGCUGAUGAUCUCUUUAGAUUUGCUGGAGAAAAAAGAAGACCCCCUUAUAGGUAUAACUAAUAAAUUAUUAUACUACAAUAUGAGUCAAAUACCAAGUAUAUGAAAUUAUUGUUGUUUUUGUUUUACCUAUGUAAUGAUGAAAAGGAGUGUUAUUAGUAAAAAUUAACAUAAAAUUUAUAGUGGUGUAUAUUUGACAAAUAGAUUCCAUGUUGCCAUGUAUGUGUUAGUAAUAGGUCAUAGAUGACAACAAAAUGAGAUAAGAUAAAAAAGUGAUACACAAGUACACAAGGCAUGGCUGAGUGUGUCAUUGAUGUUCUUACCACAUUGUGACAUCUUCUGUGAUCUUAUAUGAAACAGACCUAUGAUAACAUGGAAUACGGUAGUUAUCUGGUUAUAAGGCGCACUUGGCUAUAAGACGCACCCCCAAUUCGGCAACUUCAUUAUUGCAUGUUUUCAAACUGAAAAUAUCGCUAAAAUACUUGGUUAUAAGGCGCACCGUUUUUUGGGGAGUAAAGAUCAGUCAAGUUUAUUGUAAAUUCUUUCAUAAACUUACAAAAAGCGAAAAAGUCGCACAUUGAUUUUAGUUUACCGUUAAUUAACAAAAGCAGAAUUGUCGCACACGCAACCACACGCACUAACAAAAGCCUUGAUUAAACAAGAAUUAACGUACCGCUGAGAAUGCAGGUGUCAGUGCACAAAAAAGGCUGAAUGGAUGAAGAAGGUAUUUAUCUCUUCGCUUGUUUAUUUUUGUUUCGUUUUGUGACGUUUCAAAUUACUAAGCACGCACUCUCGAGCACGUAUCAUAUCUUUGCAAAUUUGACUUUGCUCGUCUUUUCAGAACCACCAUAUUUACAAAAGUCAAUGACCAACAUUGUGUGUCCUUUUAUUUGCUUAAAAUCGUACCAGCAACUGUGAUAAAAAAAAAUUGUUUCGGGAAAAUAUUCGCCUAUAAGAUGCACCCAAACUUUGGCGGUAAUUUUUAGCAGAAAUUAGGAAUUUCUUGAAAAAAACGGUGUGCCUUAUAACCGAAUAACUAUGGUAGGUUGGUUUUGUAUCAUGAUAAAAAAGUAAAAUGCUGUUAAUGAUGAUGUCAUCUAUGCCUCUGUCCUUAAAUAGAUCACAAGUACAUAUAAGUUCCAAUCAAAAUGCACAAAUCAGCUUAUAGAGUAAUCAGCUGGUGUAUUUCAGAGUUAUCAAUUUAUUGAUAGUGUUUGAUGACUAUAUUCCAGUAUAAGUAGACUGAUGUUUUGUGUUCUGGGCUAAGUUGUUGAAGGAGCAGAUAAUGCUAUUCAAUGGAUAAAUCACUAUCCAGUGGAUAAGGGCUAAUAAAAUGUACUAUGCUAUCUACUGGAUAGUAAUUUAUCCAGUGGAUAGUCCUAUCCACUCUGUGAGCAACUGGGGCUCCAGAAGUACAUGUUCAAGCUCUGACUAAGUCAUUGUGUUUUGAGUAAGACACUCGUCAGAUUGGGAGUCAUCAGAUUCAUCAGGAGCUCCUGUAAUUUGUUUUUCAGAUGGUUCGUUAUGGGUCCAGGCAGAUCAGGCACUGGUAUUCACAUAGAUCCUCUGGGAACAAGUGCAUGGAACAGUCUUGUAUCAGGACACAAGCGCUGGGCACUGUUUCCAACAAAUGUUCCCAGGGAUCUUUUAAAAGUCACCAGUGCAGAGGGUGGAGAUCAAAGAGAUGAGGCCGUCACAUGGUUCACCAAAAUUUUUCCCAAGACUCAACUUCCCUCAUGGCCUGAGGAGUAUAAACCAGUAAGAAUACCACACACAUUCUGGAUCAAUAUCAGUAUCUGGGCAACUGCCCACCUACCCCUCCUCUAACUCAACAACAGUCAAUUGAUAACAAGGUAAAGUUAAUGUUGGGUUGGGAAGGGGUAGGUGGGCAGUUGCUCAGAUACUGAUAUUGUUCCCACAUUCUCAUUUUCUUAGAUUCAGGAGAUGAUUUCUUUUAAAAUUUUAUUGUUCUUCUUAGCCCUUUAACUCCCAGAAGUGAUUAACAUGAAACUUCUCCCAAUAAUAUCCAUACAUUAUUCAGCAAACAGGCUAUGAGUAUAAUCAAACUUAUCAGGUAGAAGUUGCUAUCUUGAUCUACCACCAAGCUCUCAUAACCAAUUUACAAGGAAAUGUGUAUCAGCCAGAAGGGAGAAUUAACAAUCAGAUCUUAGGAGUUAAAGGGUGAAAAUCUAGUUGUUUUAGAUUUUAAAUUCAGUAUCUGUAACCACAUGCCCCUUGUGGAAAUCAGCUUCAUUGACAGGGCAAGCAUGUUUUUUAAAUAAUGUGUUACUUACACAAGUUUUUCCUUCAACAGUAAGAGAACUUAUGAUUACUUACAUACAUUAUUUUUCCCCUUUUAAGCUUGAGAUCCUUCACUGCCCAGGAGAAACUGUGUUUAUUCCAGGUGGAUGGUGGCAUGUAGUGAUAAACUUGGACACAACAAUUGCUGUCACGCAGAAUUUCUGCUCACCUGUCAAUUUUAACAUUGUUUGGCACAAAACAGUCAGGUAUUGCUUGUUUUGUGUAAUUCUUAGUAUAAAAAUAUACUCAUAAAUAGACCUUAAUCAACCUUACUUUUAUUAGCUUAUAAAGGGUAAAGGUAAUUGAUGUCUUCAGUUGGGUAAUACUGUGAAUUCUCAAAUGACAGCUCCAGUGGGAAAUUUAUCUCACAUUGGUGCUCUUCCUUGGCUGCACAGUAGUUUGCACCAAAGGGUUCUGUGGUGGUUUCUAGUCUUUUUUUAAACUGAAAGUUUACUAAAUGGAGUAAUAAUGUACUGUAUGAAAAAGAUGGGUACUUAUGGUAGUUUCUUGUUGGAUAUGUUUUCUUUUUUUUUCUGCAUAAUUUAUCAACCCAAAAACUAGAUGUUUUCCCACAAUCUAGUAACUAAUUUGUUAAGUCUGAUAAGAAUGGAAAUAUUUUCCUGGGUAUUCAAACUAUUCAAACCCUCAAACCGCUAUCAAUAUGACCAGGCAAAAUGUUGAGGUUGAAAUGGUCUCAAAGCUUUUUCUUGCAUGUAUUCUUAUUAAUAUUCAACCUAUGUAUGCUGUGAUUUGAAAAUUUUUUUUUUUCUAUAAAGUUGAUGUUUUGAGCAAAAUUUGGUUAUGAUCAUCAAAUAAAUUUCUUUUGUAUUUUCUUUAUUUCAGAGGAAGACCUAAACUCUCCAAAAAAUGGUACAAGAGGUUAAAGGUAUGUUGAAUUUUAAGCUUUUUACGUGGUUUAAAGUUAUCUACACAGGGUUGGCAUUCAAAACCUCUAAGGUUGUCAUACAACUGUUCAAAGGGCCUGGCUUAGUCUAGUUCUCUCGGUUUUAGAGAACGCACCUCAUCUCUCUCUUUUUUAUUUUUCGUUAAAACUUCUCAUAAGAAUGUUAGCUGUGUUGUUUUAGUAAUCCUCCCUUGCCACCUGCCUCCAAUUGCUUUUCAAAAUCCUCUCUUUCCUUUUAUUUUACGUUCUUGUGCCUUUUGCUCGCACUCGACUCGCGCCAAAUUCGUGAUCCUCACUCGGCUGAGAGGAAACGGAAGCCGACAGCUCCUUCGGUGAUCUGCUUGGGAGCCUUCUUCUGGAGAAGGGUGUUUUGAGGGGUGUUUAGACACAUCCGCCCCCCUCCCCCUCCCAGGGUACUAAUAUGAUUCAUUGUAUUUUUAUAUAGAAAGAAAGACCGGAGAUAGCAGAGAUAGCAGACGGUGUGCAUAUUGAUGAACCCACUGGUGUCCAGUCCGACUCGUCCUCGUCGGCCUCUUCCUCCUCCUCGUCUUCGUCGUCAUCGUCCUCUAGUGAUUCAUCAGAGUCUGAGACAACAGAUUCAGAAGAAGACAGGUGUCGGGAGAAACAGAAGCACAGCCCGUCACACGGUGACAAACGGAGAAGAAAGCGGUGAGUAAUGAAUUAUGGGAGCCGUGGGUGGCCUAUUGGUCAGCGCGCUCAACUCCCGGUCGAGAGAUCUGAGUUCAAGCCUCGUCAAAAUUCAUUUUGUGAGACCUUGAACCAUUCUUCUUGAAGAAAAAUUGCCUGGAAUAACUUGGGAGUCGAACCAAAUGCGGAUUUCCUUCAGCGCGAAGUCAUUUCUUCUCGAAUUUAGUUAGCUCUUCUGUUGUCUUCUGUUUGUUUUUGCCUAUGUCAGGCUCUCGAACAAGACGAAAACGAGACUGUCACCUUUUAUGAGUACCCCGCUGUUUUUUGUUUACCUCUUUUUUGCUUGUCAGAACUGACCAAGAUUCUAUCCUGGGCUAGCGUCUACCUUGUGUAUGUUUUGCAUGAGACCUGAAUUUGCAAAGGAUUUUGAGAAAAAUGUUGAACGAUAACGGACCCUACAAUUAUGCCACGACCUUUUGCUCCGCGUUUUCAAUUCGUGUGCCUGAGAUUUUAAAAUAUUGAUCUCAUUUGUUGUAGGCCGAAGCAGAAUUCUCCACCUUCAUCAAGGGAAGAAAAUUUAGGCCCAGGCUCCCCAAAACGUGGUAGAUGACCGUGCUUAAGGUGAGUGAUUAAAGUGUUAAACCCGACAUUCUCAUAAAAGCCAAUCAGAAAUAGGUUGAUAUCAGGAGCCAAUCAGAGGUCAAAGUAAAUAUUUGUAACUUAUAUGACCAAUGAUUUAUUUAACUCCCUGCGUGACAGUUAGGCGUUCAUUUGCAUGUGUGACCACUAAUGACGCUGGAGAUUGCGCUACAAAUCAAAGCGCCAUGUUGGUGACCAAUCGUUCACGUGGUACGAUUACAGCUCUCUCGUUGGUUACCGACCUUACUGCCGCUCUACACGACUACGAGGUUUCAAUCCUGGAUUACUUCUGACAUAGUAAUCCUGGUAAUCAUAACAAUCCUAGUGAUCUUUUCUUGAUUUGCUUUGAGAAUUCAAAUGGGUGAAAAGUUCAGUAGUCGUUCUGGUCUCUCCCUUCAUCUCGUUGCAUGAUCUCAAAUGGUGCAGUAAAGCAACAAGGCGAGAAAGGUCUUAUCUUCACGAACUGUUAUUUCCUGUUAUUUCCUCCUCGCUAUGUACUUUCUUUCUCUAGGUUGCUCAGGAGGUUCCCGGCGAAAUGAGAUGCUCACCCAUACUGGAACGUAGAACAUUUUUUUCAGAAGCUCGAUGC
Pocillopora meandrina is the source of this 7301-nucleotide messenger RNA. The record is from the annotation of a GenBank genome assembly. Lineage: Eukaryota; Metazoa; Cnidaria; Anthozoa; Scleractinia; Pocilloporidae.